AUGCAUACUGGUCAAAUUAUAUCGGCCUUUGCCUUUAAAAUUCAAAUAUGCGAUCAAAUAGGGCGAAGAAAUGAAUUAUCUUAUGAGCAGCGACGAUUGUGGGAAAUAAAUCGACUUAUAAAAAUUGGCAAAAGUGAACAAAUUAAAUUUAUUGAACGGGCUCCUGUGAAUACAAAUGUGACGCUGGUGAUAGGAAUUUCAUUUAUCGAACAUUUAAGUAUGAUUAGUCAAGCUGGAUUUUUGAAUAAAAAUGACUCGAUACCGAAAAUUAUGCAGGAUACGGGAGUUUUAAUUCACUUUCCUGAUGUAACGAAUGCCGUUGAUGGUAUCAAACUGAUAGGGUCGAUUCGGAAUGUUGAACUUGCAAGAUUGCGAAUUCGAGCGAUGCCAAUGUGUUUUAUUCGAGGCUCUUUAUUGUAUGAAAGUGAAAUUUGUGAUGCAUGUGAGGCACUUUGCAAAUUACUUUUUGACGAAAAUGCUAGCAGUAAUGUGUUAUUUUCGACUUCGAUGGAUAUUCCUUCAGCUCAACAACUAACAGUUACCGGUUACCCUAAUAAUUCACUUAUAAAGUAUAUAUGCAGUAAGACAAACACUUUAAUUUCUUUUCCAGUGUUCAGUGGUGGCAAUUCUAGUGCUAAAAUGUUUUACUUUUGCGGAUCAGCAAAAUCAGUGCUACUUGCUCGUAAAUACUUACAGGGUUUGACGCAUGUACAGCUCAGUUUUGAUGUGGAACAUGAAGAUUUGCGUGAUGCACCUCUUAAAAAUCGUAAUAUUACGAAAAGAAAUGAGGAAAUGGAUGUUAACAUAACAAUAACGAGAAGUCGUUUAGAAGGAAGACGUUUAUUCAACCGAGAUACCUUGAGGCAUUUUGUUACAAUCGAAUCUGGUGAAUACAAUCUGAAUAAAGUAUAUGCAACUCAUCGGAGGUUAAUUAGUCGUGUUGAUAAAGUUGAUGUUGCUACUGGCGAUUAUGAUUUUUUUGACGAUUCUUUUAAGCAGCUGAUUGCUGUAAGUAAUUCAGCCAUUGCUAAGGCCAUGGAUCCUUUGAAAAUAACCGACAGUAUUCCAUUUGUGCAUUCCCGUAAUCGUGGAGUAUCUGAAAUUACUUCUGAUCCGUCAGAUGCUUCUACUUCUGUAUUUUUUCGUUAUGAUCAAGGAAUGAUCACAUAUUUUCCUGUGUUAACUCAACAAACCAGUUUAAAAGAAAAAAACGAUAAUUAUCGAUUCAUUUCGCCACCAAUCGCAAAUUCCAUUAACUUGGAAAUAAAUGCAACACAAAAUAGUUUACCGAAGACUAAUAGCUGA
Messenger RNA from Dracunculus medinensis (Guinea worm), 1305 nucleotides. The record is from the annotation of a GenBank genome assembly. NCBI's taxonomy places the organism in Eukaryota, Metazoa, Nematoda, Chromadorea, Rhabditida, Dracunculidae.